Messenger RNA from Sardina pilchardus (European sardine), 2913 nucleotides. It is a transcript of the gene fhip1ab, whose product is annotated as FHF complex subunit HOOK-interacting protein 1A. The transcript is spliced from 14 exons. NCBI's taxonomy places the organism in Eukaryota, Metazoa, Chordata, Actinopteri, Clupeiformes, Clupeidae. Bases 1 to 2913 code for a protein of 970 amino acids. The record is from RefSeq and is a predicted model, not a curated record.
AUGAUGGCCUCUGUGGUUGCCAGUGGCAACAGGGGCAGGGCACAGAGACUAAGGGGAGUGGACCCUGAGACCUGUAUGAUAGUCUUCAAGAACCACUGGGCUCAGGUUCUGCGUGUUCUGGAGCGCUAUGACCCGGGCCGCAGUGGGGCGGGCAGCUCGGGUCCGAUCCCGGCGGACGAGGCCAGCGCGGUGCAGAACUACGCCGAGCACAUGCUGGUGCUGCUGAUGGAGGAGCCGGCGGGGGCCGGCGGGGCCAUGGGCCCCAUCCUGGAGUUCGUCAUCCUGGAGAGCGUGAUGGAGCGCCUCUUCCUCUGGAGCCUGCGGCGGCAGUUCACCGACGACAUGAAGCUGGAGCAGCUGCGCAUGUACUCCAUGCUGAUUGGCCAGGCCCAGCAGCCGCUCCUGCAUCACAAGCCCAUCCUGCGGCCGCUCAUGAUGCUGCUGUCGUCUUGCUCGGCCUCCAGCUCCGCCGCGGUAGAGGCUGAGCUGGUGGGGCUGCUGCACCAGUUGUGCUUUGCUGUGGCUCAGGACCCCUCCGUGCUGGAGCUCUUCUUCCACACAAGCGAGGACCAGGGAGCCGCCAACUUCCUGCUCUUCUCUCUCCUCAUCCCCUACACACACAGGGAAGGCCCUGUGGGAGAUAAAGCCAGAAAUGCUCUGCUGCUUAUUAUGUCUCUCUCCGCCCACAACUGCAGAGUGGCCAAUCAUAUUGCAGAUCAAACCUACUUCUGUCCGGUUUUAGCCACAGGUCUGUCUGGACUCUAUUCUUCCCUUCCAGCCAGGUUGGAGGUAUACAGUGAAGACUGGCACAGUUUGCAGCCAGCGGAUUGGCUGCAGGUGCCAUCACUCAUUCACUUCCUUCACUCGUUGCAGUUCUGCAGCACGGUCAGCCAGGUAGCGCAUCCCUCCAUAAAGUCCCAGUUGUUGGGCUACAUCUAUAAUGGUUUCUUGGUGCCUGUUGUAGCCCCAGCUCUUCAUAAGCUCACUCUUGAGGAAGUGAUGACAUCGACGGCAUACCUUGAACUCUUCCUGCGCAGCAUCUCGGACCCCGCCCUCCUCCACACUUUCCUGUCAUUCAUUCUGAUGCAUCGGCAUGACAACGUACACAUCUUGGAUACACUAGUCAGCCGGAUCAACACACCCUUCCAGUUGGGUACAGUGUCGCUGGCUCUCUUUCGCACUCUAAUUGGAUUACACUGUGAGGACGUCAUGCUCCAACUUAUUCUCAGGUUUCUGAUCCCCUGCACACACGUGGUGAGUGGAGUGAGAGAGAGACUGAGAGAAAGGGACUGCUACUCGUCUGCUGCUGCUGCUCUACUCUCUCUCACUCCCACCUUCCUACAUCAGAACAACACACAACAGGACUGCAUCCUGUGGACAAAGGUCACAGAGGGCUUCCUGAAGGGAAAUAUGGGCCUAGACGACCUCCUGACGAGCAGCGCCACGGUGGGCUACUGGCGUUUCCUGGGGGGCGACUCGCUGACGGACAGCAACUACCUGCAGUACCUGAGAGAGGCCCACGAGGUGGUGGGCGCCUGCGUCUGGGCGUGCCAGGUGUGGUCGGCGCCUUACGACGGCCUGCGGCCCUCGCCCGAGGACUACCGCGACGAGGAGGAGGAGCGCCAGCAGCAGGAGGAGCGCGCGAGGAGGCGCGCCGAGAGGGAGCGCGAGGAGGACGCCGUGCUGCCCUUCGUCAGCUCCUCGCAGGCGCUCUCGAACGUGCCCCCCGCGGCCGCGCCUGCGCCCACCUCCGCCUCCAUCUCCGCGCCGGCCCCCGCCGCCGACCCCAGCUCCGGCGGGCAGGAUCUGGAGUGGGAGUGGGACGACAUGUUCGAGGCGGGCAUGGAGGCGGGCAUGGAGGCGGGCGAGGCGGGCGUGGCCGUAAAGGCGGUGGAGCCCCCGCAGCACCUGGUGGAGAUGAGGCGCAGCGCCAUCUCGCUGGUCCAGGGCUCGUACGUGGAGGAGGCCGAGUUCCAGGACGACGUGCUCGUCUACAGCCUCAUCGCCCAGAGGGACUCGCGCACAGAAAGUGCGUUGACCAAUGGGCUUGACUCGGAAAUGGAUCACUCCGGUGACCACUCGAAUGCACAGACCGGCACCGGCACUCAGGACUGUGCUCAAAACGGACUGGACCACAACUGCCACCCGUCUCAGGACUACAACUACCAGCGUCCCCAGGACUACAACUACCAGCAUCCCAAGGACUUUGUGUCCCAGUGCCUGGAGCUCAUCCAGAGUCUAGGCUGGGAGGCGGAGAGCAUCAUGGGAGAUGAGGAGUUCCGCGAGCGCGUCCAGCGACUGUCCUGUGCCUUGCAGGAGGAGGUGGAGCUCAGCUUUGAGGAUGCAGAACCACUGAAACUUACACAAGUUGAGGCUGAUGGGACCAACAACCAGAAACAGGGCCAAGACACUCCCUUCACAGGGCCGUUUAUUAGUGUUCUGCUUUCUCGGCUGGAGAACCUUCUGGAGAACUCCAUCGAGGUGAACCUGCUGGUGACGGGCAUCCUGGCACAGCUGGCAUCGUUCCCCCAACCACUGCUCCGCUCCUACCUGCUCUCCACCCAAGCAAUCUUCCAGCCAGGAGUACGCACUCUCUACCAGGUGCUGGGCUCAGUGAGGGAUCAGCUGGAGCGCUAUGCUGAGAAGCAGACGGGCUUUGCUGAGCUGGUGCGGGAGGCGGGGCUCUACCUGCUGACCAGAGAUCAGGCCCUGAGAGAGAGAGAGAGAGCAGGUGAGAAUGGAGAGAGCUGGUUUCCCAUUGGUCAAGUCCUGAGGCCCCUCCCACGGUGUCCCAAGAUCCCGCCGGCGUGGCGGAGUCGUGUCUACGCUGCCGUCCUGUUCGGAGAGUUCCUGAAGGAGCUGUCCGCUCUCGCCCAGGAGCACACCACCCUGCUGGAGCCCAGUGAGGGCUAG